Molecule: messenger RNA, 1491 nt
Organism: Fusarium poae
Lineage: Eukaryota; Fungi; Ascomycota; Sordariomycetes; Hypocreales; Nectriaceae
Exons: 1
Coding region: 1-1491 (496 amino acids)
Biological process (GO): protein O-linked glycosylation
Cellular component (GO): Golgi apparatus
Molecular function (GO): alpha-1,3-mannosyltransferase activity
Source: RefSeq, a predicted model, not a curated record
AUGUUUACCUUUCAAUCGCUCGGCGCAAGGUCUGUAAAGAUCACAGCACUUAUAGUCUUUGUCUGGCUUCUCAUAGCCGUCUUUUACAACUACAGCAACAUUUCAUUUUUCACUACGACGCCUUUGCGAAAUACAUAUAAAGGCACUUAUGAGAACGUCAAGCUAAAAAGUAUAGAGUCUAUUAGGCUUGGUGCGCAAUACUUUGUGGAUUAUCCGUUGAAGGACGAGCCGAAAGAGAUAUUCGGAGAACUUGGACAGAGGACACAACUAUUACGAACCUGGAUUGAAGAAUUGGAGAGUCAUGAACCAAACGAAAAGAAAGAGACGGCGGGGCUUAUUGGAAAAUUGAUCGAAUCUCAAUUUCCAUGGCUCAAUUCGAAAAAUGGUAUUUCGCCGCCUCUGGCCAAUAUCUACGACCGACUCGGUAUCUCAUACAAUACCGCAAGCGCAAAACCAUAUGCAGCAGCAGCUGGAAUUGUCAUUCCUACUGGCGAAAAGACCCUCCGAUUCGCAUGCCAUCUCAUCGCCUCUCUAACACAAGUCCACAAGACCUCCCUUCCAAUCCAGGUCGUAUACGCUGGAGACAAUGACUUGUCCGCUCAAGGGAGAAGAAAAAUCCAACAAGCCGCCAAUGGUGUAAACAUCGAGAUGCUAGACGUCCUUACCGUCUUCAGCGACAAAUCACUAAAGCUUGCAGAGGGAGGUUGGGCGAUAAAGCCUUUUGCUGCGUUGGCAAGUCACUACGAAAAAGUCAUUCUUCUAGACGCAGACGCAGUAUUCUUCCAAGAUCCGGAACGACUUCUCCAACAAGACCGAUUCAACGAAACUGGAGCGCUGCUCUUCCACGAUCGACUCCUCUGGAAGAAUGGGUUUCCUGAUCGACAAGAUUGGUGGCAUGAUCAGAUCAAGCAUCCUAGCCCCGAAACUGACAAAUCCCUCGUGUGGACAGAACGGUAUUCUGAAGAGGGAGAUUCGGGUCUUGUGGUAGUUGACAAGUCUAGACUUGAUGUCCUACUUGGUUUGAUACAUAUCGGAUGGCAAAACUCAGACAGAGUGAGGAAUGAAGUUACGUACAAGAUUACGUAUGGCGAUAAAGAGAGUUGGUGGAUUGGAUUCGAGGCGACCGGAUCGAAAUACUCAUUUUCGCCGCACUACGGUGGUAUCGUGGGCUGGAUGAAAGAUAAACCAAACGACAAGAAGAAAGACGUUCGUGUGUGUAGCUUUGUAAUAGCGCACGUGGACCAAGAUGAGAAAUUGCUCUGGUAUAAUGGCGGUUUACUAAAAAACAAGGCCGUCAAUCAGACAGAGUUUGAAGUCCCGACGCAUUGGAUGAUUGACCAGACUUGGCACAAGGGCGGAAGCAAGAAGGAUAUGAGUUGCAUGGCUGGAAAGAUAGUCAACGAGUUGUCCAGCGUAGAGAAGGGUAUUUUGAAGAGGGCGAUUGAUGCUGCUAAAGAUGUUGAUGAGAAGUUGGAUCUGAUACCUACAUAG